CCUGAUCAACAAAGACCAGGAUACAGUAAAGAAUGGCAACAUGAUAUCUACAACGUUCUGUUAACAAAUGUGUGUGAGGGUCUGUCUACUGUUUAACCGUUGUUUGUGGAUUUACGUGUUUUAAACCAAACUAUACUGUAGAAUGAAUGGAUGCAACUUUUAUAUAUUGGUAAUUACUUACCUUGUUUUCAGUUUAAACUCGGUCUAUGGUAGAAGAAGGCCGGACGGACGCUGGGGGGAUUGGGGCCCCUGGGAGGGGUGCACGGCUUCCUGUGGGACAGGUAUUUCCACCAGAACAGCCAACUGGAUUAUGAACGGGAUCAAGACGCAGUACCUAUUUCACGACAUCAUGGAAUGUUCCGCUGCUGUUAAAUGCCCAGAGGACGGACACUGGGGUGUAUGGAUGAUGUGGGAGGCGUGUCCUGUAAUGUGCGGGGGAGGAGUUCAUAAACGCCACCGGAAGUGUGAUAGCCCGGAACCAACUUACGGCGGACGUGACUGUACGGGGGAUAGUUCCGAAAAGAGGCUCUGUAACAACCAGACUUGUCCAGCUGUUCCCAAGGACUUCGAUCCCUCUUUUUGCUUAACAGACGUGUUUAUAUGCAAAAGUGCAAAAUUCUGUGUAGCUCGGAAACAGACAUGUGAUGGGGUGCUGCAUUGUGAUGACGGAAGUGACGAAAUAGAUUGCGCCACUGUCUCAAAUUUCAAACAGCUAGACAAUUCUGGAUGUUCAAUGACCAAACAUACUGCUAGCAGAAGUAUUCAGCUCUUAUUAGCUUGGUUAGCGGUAAUCUACCUCAAAUACUGAAACACGAGAUUAUCGCGGUUUUCCGUAUUCCAAAAAAAAAAAUGUCUCGGACUGUGAAUGUCAUUUCUUUAAUAAAAUGAAUAAGUCUA
Messenger RNA from Magallana angulata, 897 nucleotides. Its product is annotated as thrombospondin-1-like. The record is from RefSeq and is a predicted model, not a curated record. Gene Ontology annotation, molecular function: protein binding; metalloendopeptidase activity. The coding region runs from base 143 to 808 and encodes 221 amino acids. Gene Ontology annotation, cellular component: extracellular matrix. Lineage: Eukaryota; Metazoa; Mollusca; Bivalvia; Ostreida; Ostreidae. Gene Ontology annotation, biological process: extracellular matrix organization. The transcript has 5 exons.